Messenger RNA from Alternaria arborescens, 1824 nucleotides. Its product is annotated as ATP-dependent RNA helicase. Gene Ontology annotation, biological process: maturation of LSU-rRNA from tricistronic rRNA transcript (SSU-rRNA, 5.8S rRNA, LSU-rRNA). Lineage: Eukaryota; Fungi; Ascomycota; Dothideomycetes; Pleosporales; Pleosporaceae. The coding region runs from base 1 to 1824 and encodes 607 amino acids. Gene Ontology annotation, cellular component: nucleolus. The transcript has 2 exons. Gene Ontology annotation, molecular function: nucleic acid binding; RNA helicase activity; ATP binding. The record is from RefSeq and is a predicted model, not a curated record.
AUGUCGCCCGCCGCGAUCGAGUCAGGCAACAAGAGGAAGAGGUCUCACAAGAGCAAAAAGAGCGCCGAAGCAGAGGCUGUCCCAGCGCAUAAUGGCGUAGACUCCACCAAGGCGCGCAAGAAGGCGCGCAAGGAAAAGGAAGCCGUUGUAGCCGAGCCUGUGGUUGAGGAGGUUUCCGAGGAGGUAGAGAGUGAUGGGGAAGAAGACGAGAAGGUAGCAGAGGAGGUUGCCGCCGAGGCCAGUGCCGCGAACGACGACGACGAGGAUAGCGCCGAGGAAGACGAUGAAGGCAACGACGACAAGCUCCCCGAGCUUCCUUCUGGCACGGGCAGCAAUGCUCUUGACCUUCCAUCAGGCACUACCAUGCCUUCGGCGAACCCAACACGAUUCGAUGAGCUUAACCUGAGCGAGCGAACCAUGUCUUCAAUCAAGAACAUGGGCUUCGAGAACAUGACAGAGAUCCAGCAGAAGGCUAUACCACCCCUGCUGUCUGGAAGGGAUGUGCUUGGAGCGGCCAAGACUGGCAGUGGAAAGACAUUGGCUUUCCUUAUUCCGGCCAUCGAAAUGCUUUCGCAAUUGCGUUUCAAGCCGCGCAACGGAACUGGUGUCAUUGUUGUGUCACCUACAAGAGAACUUGCAUUGCAGAUCUUUGGUGUAGCUCGCGAGCUCAUGGAAUCGCACAGCCAGACGUUCGGUAUCUGUAUCGGUGGCGCGAACCGAAACGCGGAAGCUGAGAAGAUCAGGAAGGGCUUGAACCUGAUCAUCGCUACUCCAGGGCGUCUUCUCGAUCACCUACACAACACACAAGGCUUCGUUUUCAAGAACCUGAGGUCGCUCAUCAUCGACGAAGCGGACAGAAUUCUCGAGGUCGGUUUCGAGGAUGAGAUGAGGUCGAUUAUCAAGAUCCUGCCCACGGAGCGUCAGACCAUGCUGUUCUCGGCAACACAGACCACCAAGGUUGAGGAUCUCGCAAGGAUCUCGCUCAAGCCAGGACCUCUGUACAUCAACGUCGAUCAUCGAGCCGAACAUAGCACGGUCCAGGGACUGGAGCAGGGUUACGUUCUGUGCGAUUCAGACACCAGAUUCAGGCUCCUCUUCUCCUUCCUCAAGAAGCACCAGAAGAAGAAGGUCAUUGUCUUUUUGUCUUCGUGCGCAUCAGUCGACUUUUACAGCGAACUGCUCAACUACAUUGACUUGCCAGUGCUUGGACUGCACGGCAAGCUUAAGCAACAGGCACGUACGAACCGCUUCUUCGAGUUUGUCAACGCACAAAGUGGCACACUCAUCUGUACCGAUGUUGCUGCGCGAGGAUUGGACAUUCCUGAGGUAGAUUGGGUCAUCCAAUUCGACCCGCCUGAUGAUCCCCGAGACUACAUCCACAGAGUCGGUCGAACAGCUCGAGGCGCCAACGGCAAAGGCAGGAGUUUGAUGUUCCUCCUGCCCUCUGAGGUGGGAUUCCUCAAGCUCCUCAAGGAAAACCGAGUGCCCCUUGUAGAGUUCGAGCUGCCUUCCAACAAGAUCCUCAACAUACAGUCACAACUGGAAGCCUUGAUCAACAAGAACUACUACCUGAACAAGAGUGCGAAGGACGGUUACCGGUCCUACCUCCAGUCGUACGCGUCACACAGCUUGCGUUCAGUAUUCGAUGUGCAUAAGCUGGAUCUUGUCAAGGUAGCCAAGUCGUUCGGCUUCUCAGCACCACCGCGUAUCGACAUCAGUCUUGGAGCGAGUCUGAGCCGCGAUAAGAAGGUAGAGGGACGAAGAGCGUACGGGAGCCAGCCUCAGCAGCAACGACGACCGAUGAGGGGAGGCAAGAGGUUCUGA